Molecule: messenger RNA, 387 nt
Organism: Sphenostylis stenocarpa
Lineage: Eukaryota; Viridiplantae; Streptophyta; Magnoliopsida; Fabales; Fabaceae
Source: the annotation of a GenBank genome assembly
AUGGCUGAGCUCACAGAAUUGUUCCCCUUAGGUCAACAUUUUGAUGGCUUGAUGCACAUGUAUGUGUAUGUCAUCACUUUUGAUCUUCCAACUCUGGCCACUGUUCUAUUCAUACUCACAUUGUUGUUCUUUAUCCUGCACCAAAUUCUCAAUGGGUUGUUCUUCUGGGUACUAGAAAUGAGACCAAAUGAACAUGAUCUUGAAGAGGGCAUCACUCAUUUGGCCAAUUAUGGAGAGCCCUCUAACCAAUUUACCAUUUUUCAUGCGCAUACCAAUUUGCAUGCUUGGACAUUGGCGACUGCAUUUGAAGGAGUUUUUGAUGCCAAAAGAGGACAAAAUCUUAGAGCAUCCAAGAAGUUGCCCCCCUUGAAAUAUGAUGACAUGUAA